AUGUCCUUUGAUGAAAAAAGGGAAAUGAGAAGCAGAUUUGACAUCACGAACAUGAUCACCUUCCCAAACAAGUCCUUCUUUCGAAUGAAAGUUGGAUGUGUUGAUCCUGAUGCUCUUGAAGGAGAAGCAUUCAUCAUUCAUGAAGAUAUGAUUGUGAUUCCCCUUUCACUAUGUAAUGACCACUGCCACCCUGGGAACCAGAAGAAAAAGAAAGAAGGGGAAAAGUUUUGUUGCUAUGGUUGUGUUCCAUGUCCAGAAGGGGAAAUUUCAAACCAGGAUGAUGUGAAUGACUGCUUCAGAUGCCCAAAAGCUCAGUAUCCAAACAAGAACAAAGCUGCCUGCAUUCAGAAAACGAUGACCUUCCUUUCUUACGAAGAACCUUUAGGGAUCAGUUUAGCAUCCAUUGCCCUUUCUUUCUUCCUCAUCACAGCUUUGGUGCUAGGAAUAUUCAUAAAGUACAGAGACACUCCCAUAGUCAAAGCCAACAACCGGGACCUCACCUACUCUCUCCUUGUCUCUCUCCUGCUCUGCUUCCUCUCUUCAUUGCUCUUUCUGGGUGAACCUAGCAAAGUCUCCUGCCUCCUCCGGCAACCAUUGUUUGGCAUCAUCUUCUCUAUAGCCGUUUCUUGUGUGUUGGCCAAAACUGUCACUGUAGUUCUAGCUUUCUUGGCCACCAAGCCAGGGUCCAGCAUGAGGAAGUGGAUAAGAAAAAGACUGACAAAUUCCAUUGUCUUUUCCUGUUCUCUUAUUCAAUCAACUAUUUGUACUGUGUGGUUGAUGACAUCUCCCCCAUUCCCUGAACUGGACAUGCACUCUUUAGCAGAAGAAAUCAUUGUGCAAUGUAAUGAAGGCUCAGUCACCAUGUUCUAUUGUGUCCUGGGCUACAUGUUCCUCUUGGCCAUUGCCAGCUUUGUUGCCGCAUUUGCAGCCCGCAAGUUACCUGACAGUUUUAAUGAAGCCAAGUUCAUUACAUUCAGCAUGUUGCUCUUUUGCUGUGUUUGGCUGUCUUUUUUUCCAGCCUACCUGAGCACAAGAGGGCAACUCAUGGUGGCUGUGGAGAUCUUUUCCAUCUUGUCCUCCAGUGCUGGGUUAUUGGGCUGCAUCUUUGCCCCUAAAUGCUACAUCAUUAUUAUGAGGCCUGAGCUGAACAACAGAGAACACCUUAUUAAGAAAAAGUAUUAA
Messenger RNA from Zootoca vivipara (common lizard), 1182 nucleotides. The record is from RefSeq and is a predicted model, not a curated record. Lineage: Eukaryota; Metazoa; Chordata; Lepidosauria; Squamata; Lacertidae.